Columba livia (rock pigeon) is the source of this 5062-nucleotide messenger RNA. It is a transcript of the gene ARHGAP1, whose product is annotated as Rho GTPase activating protein 1. Gene Ontology annotation, cellular component: cytoplasm. Gene Ontology annotation, biological process: negative regulation of endocytic recycling; small GTPase-mediated signal transduction. The record is from RefSeq and is a predicted model, not a curated record. The transcript has 14 exons. Gene Ontology annotation, molecular function: GTPase activator activity. Lineage: Eukaryota; Metazoa; Chordata; Aves; Columbiformes; Columbidae. The coding region runs from base 187 to 1530 and encodes 447 amino acids.
UCCUGCCCGGGUGUUCUGGAGCCCGGGGGACACUGCACCUGCUCCGUGCGAGGAGGCGGCUGUUUCUGUGGGAGGCGCCGAGCACGGUCCUCGCUGGCCGCCCCGCGGGAGGCUGCGGGCGCGGCGGGAAGAGCCCGUCCGUCCUCAUUCUAGACGCUGCAAAAUACACUGCGAUAUUUGGGGACCAUGGCUACAGACCCACUCUCGGAGCUUCAGGAUGACCUGAACUUGGAUGAUACCAACCAGUCCCUCAGCCAGCUCAAACUGGCCUCCAUAGAUGAUAAGAACUGGCCGGCAGAUGAAGCCCCAGCUUUUCCCAGAUCAGAGGACUCCAAAGGCUCCCCUGAGCCCGUCACUCACCUGCAGUGGGAUGAUCCCUACUAUGAUAUUGCCAGGCACCACAUCGUGGAAGUAGCAGAUCAGGGUGCACUUGAUGGGUCCCAUCCAGGUGAUGACAAAUAUGGAAGGAAGGUAAUUUUGUUCAGUGCCUGCCGGAUGCCCCCAAGUCAUCAACUGGAUCAUGCGAAACUGCUGGGGUACCUGAAAUUCACACUGGACCAGUACGUGGAGAGUGAUUACACACUGGUGUACCUGCACCACGGCCUGACCAGCGAGAACAAGCCAUCACUGAGCUGGCUUCGGGAUGCAUACAGGGAGUUUGAUCGCAAGUACAAAAAGAACAUAAAAGCCUUGUAUAUUGUGCACCCAACAAUGUUCAUCAAGACCCUGCUGAUUCUCUUCAAGCCUCUGAUCAGCUUUAAGUUUGGAAGAAAGAUUUUUUAUGUGAACUUCCUUAGUGAGCUGGAGGAGUACGUGAAGCUGGAACAGUUGGGGAUUCCAAGCCAAGUCCUGAAAUACGAUGAAUAUCUGAGAUCCCUGCAGAAACCUUCACAAGUGCCCCAGAAGCCAACACCUCCACGCCCACCGCUGCCAAACCAGCAGUUUGGAGUCUCACUCCAGCAUCUCAGGGAGAAGAGUCCUGAUCAGUCUCCUGUUCCUCUGGUGGUCAGAGACACCAUUGCUCACUUGCAGGAGCAUGCUCUUUCUACAGAGGGGAUUUUCCGGAGAUCAGCAAAUACACAGGUUGUCAGGGAAGUCCAGCAAAAAUACAACAUGGGUGUGCCUGUGGAUUUCCAGCAGUAUGAAGAUGUCCACCUUCCUGCUGUGAUUCUCAAGACCUUCUUGAGGGAGCUACCUGAGCCCCUCCUCACUUUUGGCCUCUACAGCCACGUUGUCAGCUUCCAGAGUGUGGAGGAGGUGAAUCGUGUGAAUGUUGUUCGUAAAGCACUCCAGACUCUGCCAGAAGAAAACUACGAAGUGCUCCGUUUACUGACAGCCUUUCUGGUGCAGGUCUCUGCUCACAGUGACAGAAACAAGAUGACAAACACCAACCUGGCAGUUGUGUUUGGCCCAAAUCUGCUGUGGGCCAAAGAUGUAGCCAUCACCCUAAAAGCCAUCAACCCCAUCAAUACUUUUACGAAGUUCCUCCUGGACCACCAGAAGGAGCUCUUUGAGGAUGUGGAGGCCUGAACCCUGGCCAACCCACACCAGCACACUGUGCCCACCUUCCCACCUUCUUUCCCACCUUGUCUUGGAGCUGUGACCAAGCUGUCUCCAGUGCAAAGGGACCAUUGAUCCUCUGGGUGAUGAGCAGAGUGAGGGCUGUGGAGAUGGUGGAGAAAGUGUGUAAGUGAGCAGGAGACCUGCUGCUCCGGAUGGGGAGGGGAGCUGGUCUCCCAGCUGCUGAAGUGGAGUCCUAACCCACCUGCCAGUCUGUGCAGCUCCUCCAGGGCUCAUCACCAGCCUGCUCCCCUGUCAGAUGACCUGCCUUCCUUUCUUCCUUCCCUCACAUGCAGUUUUUCUGCCCUCCUGGUCCCUUCCUCAGCAAAGAUCUUUCUCGUUUAAGCUCCCAAUAGCCCCAGCUCACCCCCCUUGCCUCAGCUGGGCUGUCUGGGCUCGGGCAGGCUUGCUGGGUUUUGCAGCAGAGAUGUUUUUGCUGCAAGUGCCACCUCUCAGCACUGAAUGUGCAUCCUGCCUUUCCCCAGAGGCACCUGAAGCAGGGAAGGGAGCCAGGCAGCCCUGUGCUUCAGGUAGCAGCAUGUCCUGCACUUGCAAACACCACUGCAGAACCCGUGCAUUGGGCAGGCAGGUGAAGGACAGGCUCACAGCACAUGGGCUGUGUUACCUGUCAGACUCCAAGGAAGGUGAAUUUAGCCCAAACACCUCUGGGGUUGCCCACUGCAAAUUGUAUUGUGUUUGCUGGGGUGCAGCAGGUGAGGUGCUUCCCGUAGUUACCCAGUUCAGGCACAUUUGUCCGUCCAGCAGCAUUUCCAGCCUGGCUGGGGAGGUUCAUGCCAGACCUGGAUGUGGUGGGGGGCUGGCUGGGGCUCUUUGACAGCAGAAUGGUGGGGAGUGAGUGCCCUGGUAGCACUGACCUGCCGAACACCGAGGAUCACUGUCUUUCCCUGUGGCAGCAGCACGAGGCCUCUUCUCCGUCAGGCUCGCAUAUGUUUGCUGAAUGGCACAGGCUGCCUUGGCUCGUUGUCUUUUUGAGCAGAACUUUCCGCAGCAUGGCCUUGAGGGAAGGUCUAGAGACUGGGGCUAACCGCCACCCUGGCACACACCAUGCCUGGAUUACAAAUUUCUGCCCAGGUGCUGAGCACUCGUGCCAAAGCUGUGAAGGAACAGCUAUUCCAUGCCAAGGGCCUUUGCCCCGUCUCCUCCUCGGUUCAUGCCUACCUUCUAUCCUACCGUAGAAGCCAGGUUAGAUGCAUCCUGUAUGGCCUGGGCAUGGCUGGAGAGAUGGGGUUGUUGGCCAGGCAGGCUCAGAGUGGGGUGGGCCUGGCACCCUCCCAGAGCAGCUGCAGUACUGUUAGGGCAACACUGUUGGGUUUGGGUUGCAGCAUUCCUGUUACCUGAGCUAAAAGUGAUCCCUCUUUCUGGCCUGGGCCUGGCAGGGUGUUAGUAGGGAGCUGCUAGCCUUACAUCACCGCUGUGUUAUUAUAUAUCUUUGUAUCUUGUGCUCUGCGUGCCUGGGCUGGUCCUCGCUGCCGUAUCUGGCCACAGGGACAAAUUUUUUGGACCAAGCAGAACUAGUUUUUUAAAAGCUACUGGAUGCUAAAUAGAAUUUGCUUUUUCAUAAUGUAUUAGCCUCUCUUUAAGCGCUGACCAAAGGUCGGUGCCCCAGUUGUAAUCAAGGUACGUGACGUCUGUUGCAGGAAUUAUGGAAACUGCUCUUUUUGCUGAGCUGUGGAAUGGGGAUGGGUGUGAACGCAGGCAGCGCUGCAGUGCAGCGCAGGUCCAGCCAGGUGGCUCAGAGGAGGCACACCAGCGUGUGGGUGGGAACAGUGAGCAAGAAACCGAGCGAUGCUAAAGCUGCAGCAAGAGAUGUUCUAGGAAGGGGCUGGGUAUGAUCCCUUCUAGAUACUGGGCGACUUUGCCCCCUGUAGUCUACAAGGCUGCUUAGUCUCCCUCUUCCAAGAGUGGGAUAUGAAUUGUUUCAGCCUCAAUGAUUCACAGCAGUAAGCAAAUAAAUAUUUUGGAGGUAGAGACACUCAGCUCCUAAUCCACCUGUGAUCUCUGCUACAGUAAGUGAGCAGGGCUGAUGUGCUGUGGAGGAGUAAUCUGGGAUGGACAGUGUGGUGAGAGGUGUACUUGCCCCAGUGUUUGAGGCAAGGUGCUCUGGACAGCCUGGGAGGAGCGUGGAUGCUGAGGGAGCCCAGGGCAGCCCCUCUUUCCCUGCAGGCACCCUGGUCUGUGCAGGCUUCAGAAUGGGGGGGACUUGGUGCUCUGCCUAUACCUGCAGGUGACACCAGCCUUGCUUACAUCCCGCUAGAGGGACGGCAAACCCAGGUAAUUUCUCCUGGGACAAGCAAGCCGCAGGUUGGCAGCUUGGAAUGGGGAGUGCCUGUAUGCAGGGGCAGCAAGGACCGUUCCCUGCCUGGUGGCAAUAGGAGCGGUGCUGGGGAGGCUCAGCUUCUCUCCAGGGGGAGAGCAGGGGUUGCUGCAAGUGUCCCAGUUCUGGCUGGACUUCGGUGGGUGCUUUUUUUAAAAAAAAAUAUUUUUCUUUUUUUAGUGAAUUCUUGAAAUAGUGUUUCCUUUUUUAGCAAAAUAGAGACUGGUGCAUCCCCUGCAGGCAGGGAUAAAAGCCUGCUCCUGUUCAUUGCCUGCAGGGAACAGAUUUGAAGGGUGUUCAGGAAGCUGCUACUGCUCAUGGUGGGAAAAAGUGCAUGAAAAUCCUGGAAAGGACGCAGUGUAAUUAUCUCCUUUCCCCUGCUGUUCCUCAUGCUGGAGCUGCUGGGGGGCCCUGGGUUGCUUUUGCUUCUGCAGUCUGCUCUCCUGAAUGUCUUGUACUGUAAUAUCCCUCCUGGGAUGUAAGCAAGGAAGGGGCUGGGGCCAGCCUGCAGUCUCUGCUUGGUGGGUGCCCAGGGGCUUAAAUCCCCUCGUCACCUGGUCAGCCCCCUCACAUGGGCAGCACACUGGCUGGACUGGGUUUCUCUGCCAGGUACAGGUUGGGGCAGGAUCUGAUUAGGGUGCUGGUCUUUGUAGAUUUUCUCCUUGCUGUAGAGCUGCCCAAGGGUCUCUUCCCUGGCUCGUCUUUUAGGUUGGCUAUUAGUCACUUCUUCCUGUGGGGGAUCCUGUGCCACUUUGACCCUCUGCUUUUUAGCACCUGGACCAUUCCCCUCUGCUGAGCCUCCUGCUGUCUUAAUGGCCUCUGACCACUCCCUGCUCUCUGGCCCAAGCUGUGUACUGACACCAGAGCUUUUCGGUGGUGCAGGGGGUGCUGGGGCCACCUGGAUGCCUUGUUGCCAUAUUUGCUAAUUUGAGAGAGAGCUGAGGGCCAGUUUGGUCCCUGUUUCCUCUUUUGUGCACAGGGGCUCCUGUGCAAAACGUUUGGCUUUGCUUUUGUUGCUGGUGUUCCCUGCCUUUUCUGUUGAUGUUCAUCAGAUGCAGGGCUGGGGUUUUUAUGGUUCAUAUUGUUUAUGUCCUUCUUAUCUGCACCAAUCUUAUAUUUCACAGUUUGCACUUUUUGUAUUUCAAUAAAAAUCAAAAUGUAAUCCCA